AUGAUUGGAGAUGAUGGUGUCGAUGUAGAGCUUCCGCCAAGAUCAUCCGACAAGGAAAUCUUCCACACAUCUGAGGUUAAGGCUUUCUUUGUAGAGAUUCUCAAAGGCAGUGAGAAUUACAGCACAUGGAGAAGAUCGAUGCUGAUUGCUUUGGUUGCUAGAAACAAAGUUAAAUUCGUUAAUGGAAAGCUGCCACAACCUGAUGAAGAUCACGAUGAUUAUGACAGUUGGUGUAGAUGCAACAACACUGUCAUCUCUUGGAUCUUGCACGCAAUUUCUGAUGAGAUUGCAGACAAUAUCAUGUAUCAUGAUAAUGCUGCAGAAAUUUGGGCAGAGUUACAUGAACGCUUCACUGAGAAGAAUGCACCUCGUAUCUUUGAAGCAAAGAAGAUGAUGGAAAUCCUCACUCAAGAAUCCAACACUGUUACUACAUACUAUACUCAAUUGAAAGCAUUAUGGGAUCAAAUAAGGGAGUAUAGACCACAACCUGUUUGUUCUUGUAAUGCAAUGAAGGUGAUCCAAGAGUAUCAAGAAGAGGAUCGAUUACUCGAAGUUUUGGUUGGAUUAAAUGAUUUCUACAGCUUGGUUAGGUUUAGAUUUUGA
Messenger RNA from Cannabis sativa, 603 nucleotides. RefSeq lists its product as uncharacterized. Lineage: Eukaryota; Viridiplantae; Streptophyta; Magnoliopsida; Rosales; Cannabaceae. Bases 1 to 603 code for a protein of 200 amino acids. The transcript has 2 exons. The record is from RefSeq and is a predicted model, not a curated record.